GCACAGUCACGAUCAGAAAACACACUUCAUCUGAACAGGGACAGCUGGUAUUUGAAAAAACAAGUCCUGAUUUGAAUUAUGAGUGACAGUGAGAACACCCUUGAAAAAAACCUAAAGAAACUGCAAUGUCACUUCACCUGGGAGCUAAACAAGGAACAGGCUGACCUCAACCUCCUGGAGAUAAAACUACGUGAAACGCUGGAAGUAGUUCAGGAGGGCUUUGAAGGCAAUCUGAAAAGACACAGUUUAAACCUGCUGGCUUAUAUUAAACACCUAAAAGGUGAAGAUAAGAUAGCACUGGAAUGCUUAGAAAAGGCAGAGAGGGAAAACGCUCAUGGCGAGAGGCUGUGUGUAGUGACGUAUGGAAACCUGGCCUGGGUCUGCCAUCACAUUGGAGAUGACAUAAGAGCAGACGGGUAUAUUCAGAAGCUGGAGGAGAUACACAAGGCCUCUGCCACAGCCUCAACCUCUGUCCUGCUUGUGCCCAGAGAGGUCCACAGUGAAAAGGCCUGGUCCCUCCUCAAGUUCUCAAAGCACCACUACACAAGAGCCAAGGAGUGCUUUCAGGAGGCUCUGCAGAUGGAGCCUGAAGAUAAGGAGUGGAACUCGGGUUUUGCCUUCUCUCUGUUCCGCCAGGAGGGCCUGGUGACUAGGGAGGACCAGAGGCUCUCCUAUGAGGAUUCCCUUGCUGUUAAACAGCUGAAUUAUGUCCUGGAGCUCAACCCAGACAGUGCCAUGACCAGGGUCUACCUGGGCCUGAAGUGCUACAAGAACCGGAGGAACGCAGAGGCCUGGGGUUACAUGAGGAAGGCUCUGAGUCUGGCACCCUACGACCUCAGUGUGGUACUACAGGUGGGGAGGUUCAUGAAAAAGGAGCAGAGUUAUGAUGAAGCCCUGGCAGUGCUGCUUAGGAUGCUGCCGAGGGCGCCAAACUCUUCCCGCCUGCACCACGAGAUAGCCAACAACUACCGCUGGAGGGCUAAGCAGAGCGGAGACCCCCACAACCAAACACUGCUCAAACGCUGUGUGUUCCAUCUGGAGGAGGGGGCACGCCUCAACCCCACACACAUCUACCCUCAGGUGGGAAACGGCAGUGUGGAGUGCAAUAGGGAUUGCAUCAUCUGUGGAUCUGUUGGGACGGUGGAGCUGGCUGUGAGGUAUUCAGAGCUGAAGGACACCAGUAAGGCCAUGGAGAAGUUCCAAGAGCUGUGGUCCCGGUCAGAUCUGAAGCCCUCCGACCGCCAGGCCUGGCACCGCAUGUAUGGUGACGUCCAGCUCUACCACCUGGGCUCUGAGAAGACCGCUGUCAACCACUACAAGGAGGGCAUGAGGCUCUAUAAAAUAUCAACUGAAUGGAGUCAGUGUAGAAGAAGGCUGCUUAAAGUGCUGAGGUUUAACAAGGAGAGGAGAGGAGAUGACCCCUAUGAUAUCAGAGAGUUUGUUGACUCAUUCAAGAGAGGGGUUUUUAAUGUGGAGGACGCUGGGGUGUCGACACUGACACCGGGCCACCCCUAGUCCACUUCAUAAUGAGUAGCCUUCCACUUUACCAUCAACAGCUCUUUACAUGUUUGAUCCUUCAUAAUAACAAUUUGCUGAUAAUGCAUUUAAUAUACACUGAGUACUCCAAACAUUAGGAACACCUUCCUAAUAUUGACUCCCCCCCCCCCCUUUGGCCUCAGAACAACCUCAAUUCGGCUGGGCAUGGACUCUACAAGGUGUCGAUCCUAUCCCAUGUUGACUCCAAUGCCUUUGGGUGGUGGACCAUUCUUCAUUCACAUGGGAAACUCAAGAGUGGAAAAAUCCAGCAGCGUUGCAGUUCUUAACACAAACCGGUGUGCCUGGCACCGACUACAAUUCCCUGUUCAAAGGCAAUUCAAUAUUUUGUCUUGCCCAUUCAUCCUCUGAAUGGCAUACAUACACAAUCCAUGUCUCAAUUGUCUCAAGGCUUAAAAAUCUUUAUUUAACCUGUCUCCUCCCCUUCAUCUACACUGAUUGAAGUGGAUUUAACAAGUGACAUCAAUAAGGGAUCAUAGCUUUCACCUGGAUUCACCUGGUCAGUCCUUGUCAUGUGUAUAUACUGACUGACUUUCACUUGGUCUAAAAAGCACUUUACAUACACUUUUUUGUAUAGGGGGUGGGGUGAAGGGAAUUAGGGGUGACUAAUAAAAUACUAUGUUACCCCUCAAAUUGAAAUAUAUAAAUAUAAUAUAUUUAAAUAUAAACAUUUUGCAUAUGACAUUGUUUAAAAUAAGUGAAUCACUGUGCAUGCUAUUCUAACAUACAGCUGAGAAGUGACAUGGAUUUAAGUGGUAAUUUUUGUAAAGAUUUACUAUUUCACAAUAAAAAAUAUGUUUGCUGAUA
Molecule: messenger RNA, 2361 nt
Organism: Oncorhynchus masou masou (cherry salmon)
Lineage: Eukaryota; Metazoa; Chordata; Actinopteri; Salmoniformes; Salmonidae
Gene: ifit8
Product: interferon-induced protein with tetratricopeptide repeats 8
Exons: 6
Coding region: 79-1515 (478 amino acids)
Biological process (GO): defense response to virus
Cellular component (GO): cytosol
Molecular function (GO): protein binding
Source: RefSeq, a predicted model, not a curated record